CUUUGCAAUAGUUAAAAAUCCCUAAUUUAUUCAAUUAUUUAUUCUUCCCCAUUUCAUCUCUCUUUUUCUCUCUCAAUCUUUUCGAAGUUCAAGAAUGCAGAGCUGACAAUGAAGUCUGAAGAUAUAUAAAUUUCAGCUUUCUUUGUCUCUUUCGUCACUGUGAUUAGAUACAUUUCUUUUCAAUCCAUUUCUUUAUCUUGUUUUUCUUUUGAUUGGUUGUUUUGCUUCUAAACGGAAAGCUUGUUUGCUCCGGAGCUUGGUAGUUCGUGUUUUCUUGUUUAGAUUUUCUGGGUUGUGAUGAAAAAAGCAUAAGAAAUGUUGCUGCGGAGGAAUUGCUUGGUUGUUUUCGUGUUGAUUGCGGUGGCUUUUGGAGCCAAUUUGAACGUUGUAAAGGGAUUGCCACGACGAAUUCUCUUGGACACAGACGUUAACACUGAUGACUUAUUUGCUCUUUUGUACCUGUUGAAGCUUAAUCGAUCAGAAUUUGAGUUGGAGGCAGUCACUAUUAGCACAAAUGCUUGGACAAAUGCUGGGCAUGCAGUGAACCAAAUUUAUGACAUUCUUUACAUGAUGGGCCGUGAUGAUAUCGCCGUUGGAGUUGGAGGAGAAGGCGGAAUACUCGACGAUGGAACAAUUCAACCGAAUGUUGGUGGAUAUCUUUCCAUAAUUGAGCAGGGAUUGACGACAACAGGAGGUUGUAGAUAUAGACAAGCUAUUCCUGUUGGUGUUGGAGGGCGAUUAGAUUCUGAUACCAACUAUGGCCUCCGCAAAGCAUUCCUCCCACAGGGAAGAAGGAAAUAUAAUCCUCUGCAACAAUCAACUGCUCAGCAGGUUAUGAUUGACAAAAUAUCUGAAGGUCCCAUUAACGUAUUCCUUAUAGGAUCACACACAAAUUUUGAUUUUCUCAUGAGUAAUCCACACCAAAAGAAGAAUGUUAAGCAUAUUUAUACGAUGGGUGGCGGUAUAAGAUCAGAAAACCCGACUGGAUGCUGUCCACAAAAUACCACCACAUCUUGCACUCCUCAACAGUGCGGUGAUCCUGGUAACAUAUUCACGGAUUAUACUAGUAAUCCCUAUGCAGAAUUCAAUAUCUUUGGAGACCCUUUUGCAGCAUACCAGGUGAUUCAUUCUGGAAUUCCGCUCACCAUUGUUCCACUGGAUGCUACAGACACUAUCCCCGUAACUAAAAAUUUCUUUGAAGAAUUAGAGCAGCAUCAUGACACAGUUGAGGCACAAUAUGUAUUCCAAUCCUUGAAAAUAAUAGCUCAUGAUUCUCAGCUUGGCGAGCAAUUCUAUACAAGUUAUUUCAUGUGGGAUUCUUUUGCAUCUGGUGUGGCAACAUCUAUCAUGCUUAACUCGCAUAACGGGGAUGGUCAAAAUGAUUUUGCUGUGAUGGAGUACAUGAAUAUAACUGCAGUUACGUCAAAUAAACCUUAUGGUAUAUAUGAUGGGUCAAAUCCAUUCUUUGAUGGACGUGAAAUUCCGAAAUUUGAUCUUGAAAAAGGUGGGGUGCACAGUGGUCAUGUUCAAACAGGACUUCGAGAUCCCUUCUGCACUGUGGAUAAUGGGAAAGGGAAAUGUCAGGAUGGCUAUACAGCGGAGGUAGUUGGUCCAGAGGGAGUGCAUGUUUUGGUUGCUACAAAAGCAAAGCCCAACUGGAACAUCACUAGCCCUCUUGACAGAGAAUUUUACAUAAGCUUCUUAAAUGUUCUUAACAGUCCGAUAAACACGGGAAGAUUCAAUUUUACCACACAAUUUCCAUAUUACAAGCAAGUUAUGUACAAACCAGAUUUCAGAAAUAUUAAACUCGGAAAACCUGUUGUGAUUGACACGGAUAUGAGCGCUGGAGAUUUUCUAGCUUUGUUCUAUCUUCUGAAAGUACCUGUGGAAGUCAUUGACAUUAAGGCAAUAAUAGCCAGUCCAACAGGGUGGGCAAAUGCUGCAACAAUAGAUGUUAUCUAUGACUUAUUGCAUAUGAUGGGUCGAGAUGACAUACCAGUAGGUCUUGGAGAUGUAUUUGCAGCCAACCAGACAGAUCUAAUUUCGCCUGUUGUUGGAGACUGCAAGUAUGCUAAAGCCAUUCCAAAUGGGUGUGGUGGAUAUUUGGACUCUGACACUCUCUAUGGUCUUGCUCGUAAUUUGCCCAGAAGGUAUGCAGCAGAAAACCCUGUUCAACAUGGAGCUCCACGGAACUCUGAGCAUCUUGAACUGAGACAAGCUCUAGCCAUGGAAAUUUGGGAAACCAUAUUGACAAAAUUGGAACCGGGAUCCAAGAUUUCAGUGCUUACCAAUGGACCAUUGACUAACUUAGCAAAGCUUAUUACAUCAAACCAAGACGCAAGCUCCCAUAUCCAGGAAGUUUAUGUAGUUGGGGGGCACAUCAAGGAUGACGACACAGAUAAAGAAAAUGUAUUCACUGUUCCUUCAAAUAGAUAUGCAGAAUUCAAUAUGUUUCUUGAUCCUUUAGCUGCCAAGAUUGUGUUCGAGUCAACAGUUAAUGUCAUACUCAUUCCUCUCGGGGUCCAGCGACGUGUCAGCUCAUUUGAAAACAUCUUAGAAACUCUCCUCAAGAAAAAGAGGACGCCCGAGCUUCUCUUUGCCUACCAUUUGCUGUCAAGACUCUUUCGCUUGAAGCAGUCAGACAUCAGAUAUAAGCAUGUGGAUACUUUCUUGAGUGAAAUUCUUGGUGCAGUAGUUCUGUCUGGAGAUGAUGGUGUAAAAUCCACAAACCUGGAUAUCGAGCCAAUUUUUCACUUCAAGCCUGUAAAAAUCUUCGCAGAUGGUGUUGAAUCUCAAGAUGGUGAAACUGUCAUCUAUGAGAAGGGAGGGAAAUUAGUCAAAGUACUGCAAAAUUUGAACCAAACAGCCUACUUUGAUCUAUUUGCAAACCGGCUAAGUGAUAUGAAACAGUCUGCAGUGAUCAAAAGCUUUAUUGACCAAAAAAGAAUGUGGAAUAAACCGCAAAACAACACUGGCAAUUGCUGCCGUGGAUCUUGUGUUUGCUGAUGCUCAUCAGAGAUGAAAAUUUCAGGGGCAAAAUUGUACAACACAAGUGACCAUUUUGUGGUUAAAAGAAAGCAAUAAACAAUAGAUCUAGAUUAUCCCUAUAUCGAAUCGACUAUGUCAUCGUCUGGAGCUUCGUGCUGUUCUUAAUCCGUUGCGUUGCCUAUUCUGUCCAUUGGUUACAUU
Molecule: messenger RNA, 3189 nt
Organism: Momordica charantia (bitter melon)
Lineage: Eukaryota; Viridiplantae; Streptophyta; Magnoliopsida; Cucurbitales; Cucurbitaceae
Product: nucleoside hydrolase 3-like
Molecular function (GO): hydrolase activity, hydrolyzing N-glycosyl compounds
Source: RefSeq, a predicted model, not a curated record